GUAAUAAAUUUCACAUAAUUAAUUGUACGAUGUUUUUAAUAAAUUAAUAAUGAAUUAAUAUUUAUGACUAUAUGAUACUAUUUACGCAUAUAAAUUUAAUAUAAUUAUUUAUCUAAUUAUGAAUGCUGUGGCACAAAAUGAAGAAAACACUUGGGCAUUUUUAAUUCAGUUCUACUAUAUACCGGGCAAAAUAUGAACGACAAAAGCCACUAGUUACUGUUAUGCCUUUGUUCUCCUUGCUUUGUUUUACAAGUAAAGUCGCACUUAAAAAGACUGAUAUAGGCUAACUUGAUAUUGUCAGUUUCUCUUGGACAAACGAAAUAAAUCAGCUAACAGAUUUUAACUCGGGUCCUUUACUAGUCGUCAUGCUGAGAGUCAAGUUUGCCUUUAGGUUUUCCAUGCCAGAAGUGCUCAUGUUCAUCUCUCAGAAGGAAACAGCUGGAGCGGAGCUCACAGUGCUGAGAUGGGGCUUGUUAUUUAAGCCAAAACGCGGUUGUUGGAUCCUGAACAUCAACACACACACACACACACACAUCGCUCCCCCUUCUUCCCCCACCCCCUUAGGAGUAGCCACUCAAUAAAGAGUGUGGCGUUUUUUCCUCUGGUUGAACAAGUCUAAAGAACACAAGGGGAGGGUCAUUAAUAACUAAUUACCGUGGGUCAGACCUGACGCAUAUAAAGCCCACCGGGACCUUGGAAAGACGAAACAUAUUCUCUCGACACUUAGCAAGAAGAGAGCAUAUUCACAUUUCAUUGGCCUCAGGCUGAUUCAUUGAUUACAUUCGCCUUUUACAUCAUAGACAUUCGGUCUAAAUUUAACAGCAAGGGGAUAUUUUCGGGGGUUUUAAUCGCAGGGCUCAUUAGUUAAGGGUUUCGCAUUUGGCUCAUCAUGGGUUCAGUGUUGCCUGCAGAUGCUCUGGUUCUGAAGGCUGGAUUUAAGCAGCAGUCUCUGGCCCUGUCCGACAUCAUCACAUCAGAUAUCCUGCACAGUUUCCUGUACGGCCGCUGGAGGAACGUGCUGGGGGAACACCUGUUCGAGGAGAAGACCAACACUGUCAGCCCUAAAACAGCCUUCACCGCCGAGGUCCUGGCGCAGUCAUUCUCCGGUGAGGUCCAGAAACUCUCCAGCUUAGUGCUGCCAAGUGAAGUCAUCAUUGCGCAGAGCUCUAUCCCUGGAGAAGGACUUGGCAUCUUUUCCAAGACCUGGAUAAAAGCUGGCACCGAGAUGGGACCCUUCACAGGCAGGGUCAUUUCACCCGAGCAUGUGGAUCUCUUCAAGAACAACAAUCUCAUGUGGGAGGUUUUCAAUGAGGAUGGCACGGUGCGCUAUUUCAUCGAUGCUAGUCAAGAGGAUCAUCGCAGCUGGAUGACUUACAUCAAAUGUGCGCGCAAUGAGCAAGAACAGAACCUGGAGGUUGUGCAGAUCGGAAGCAGCAUAUUUUACAAAGCAGUAGAGACAAUACCUCCAGACCAAGAACUACUUGUGUGGUAUGGGAAUUCCCAUAACACCUUCCUGGGUAUCCCAGGAGUCCCUGGCACAGAGGAUGAACAGCAGAAGAAGACUAAAACUGAUGAUUUUCACCUGUGCGACACCUCCUCUACUGCCUCUCUCUCUACUGCCAGCCGUAUGCGCUGCGUCAUCUGCCACCGCGGCUUCAACUCCCGCAGUAACCUGCGCUCCCACAUGCGCAUACACACUCUGGACAAGCCCUUCGUCUGCCGUUUCUGCAACCGCCGCUUUAGCCAGUCAUCCACUCUCCGUAACCAUGUGCGCCUCCACACGGGAGAGCGCCCCUACAAGUGCCACGUCUGCCAGAGCGCAUAUUCCCAGUUGGCAGGGUUGAGGGCACACCAGAAGAGCGCCAGGCACCGGCCGGCCAGCACAGGGUCUGUAGUGGGCCUGCAGGCUCAUUCGCCCCCGCCUCCACCUCCUCAGCUGGCACAGGUUCCUCACCCGGCCUCCCUGGUGCAUCACAUACCUACCAUGGUGCUAUGAGAUAGCAUGUAGCAUCUCAGAUAUUUGCAAUCUCACAGGCUGUUCUUCAGUGCACAAGUAUGUCUAUGCCAAGCUGGCCCUGAGUACUCUCACCUUUAGUGGAUGCUUUGUAGUUCCUUAAAGGUGAAGACAUGGUCAGAUAUGAUGAACAACACCUGCAGAACUCAGUCAUGACAGCACUGAAGUGAAAACAAUGGCCAUGGAAGGGCUGUUUCGUAUGUUCAUGUUGAAUUCUUACCAUUGCCAGAACUACGCACAGUGACGGCUCUAGUGCAUUUGUUCUGGCAGAUAUCUGCCACAUUACAUCUGAUCAAACAUUGUCAUUUAAGUUGAUCGGUAGUCAGUGUACAUUUUAUUCAUAUUUGCAUGCAAUAGUAUUUUUUUGUCCCAUUCCACUAAGGAUAAAGCCACAUCACCCCAUUCGCUUUAGCCACUAUGAAGUUAAUGGAUCCACUGGGACGAAGCACCACUUAGUGACCGAUUUGUGCCACUGCAGUCCAAUCAGAGCAUGUUUAUUGUGAAUGAACAAUACGAAGUAUGUAAAGGAAUGUACAUAUGAUUUGAAGAUUUACUUCCAAAAACAAGGAAUAGUCACUUUAUCUGUGUAUGUAUGUAAAGCUUAAAGUAUUAUUGCAAAACUUGGUUCUAUUAUAUUAUGUAUACUAUGUUUGCUUAUAUAAAAUUAUUUGGGUAUUCCCUUGUAUGCUCAAUAAAUAAUUAACAAAUAA
This is a messenger RNA of Ctenopharyngodon idella (grass carp), 2724 nucleotides long. RefSeq names its product PR domain containing 12b (gene prdm12b). Bases 890 to 1996 code for a protein of 368 amino acids. The record is from RefSeq and is a predicted model, not a curated record. Gene Ontology annotation, biological process: neurogenesis. NCBI's taxonomy places the organism in Eukaryota, Metazoa, Chordata, Actinopteri, Cypriniformes, Xenocyprididae. Gene Ontology annotation, molecular function: histone methyltransferase binding. Gene Ontology annotation, cellular component: nucleus. The transcript has 5 exons.